Nicotiana tabacum (common tobacco) is the source of this 573-nucleotide messenger RNA. The record is from RefSeq and is a predicted model, not a curated record. NCBI's taxonomy places the organism in Eukaryota, Viridiplantae, Streptophyta, Magnoliopsida, Solanales, Solanaceae.
AUGGGAGAGCUGACUUUCUUUCUUGGAUUAAAAAUCAAGCAAUCUUUCAAAGGAAUCUUCAUUAGCCAAACCAAGUACACCAAGGAGCUCAUAAAAAUGUUUGGAAUGGAGAAUGCGAAACCCAGUGGAACUCUAAUGAUUCCGUCAAUAACUCUUAAAAAAGACAAAAACAGGAAAAGUGUCGAUGCAACUAUGUAUAGGGGAAUGAUUGGAUCCCUACUAUAUCUCACGGCUAGUCGACCAGAUAUAAUGUUCAGUGUUUGUAAGUGUGUCAGAUUUCAGUCGUCUCCAAAGGAAUCUCAUUUGACUGCAGUUAAACGUAUCAUUAGAUACCUCAUUGGGACCACUAAAUUAGGUUUAUGGUAUUCCCACUCUAAUAAUUUUAACCUAAAAGGCUUUUCAGAUGCAGAUUUUGCAGGUGAUUGGACUAACAGGAAAAGCACUAGUGGAACUUGCCAACUACUAGGAAAUGCACUAAUUUCCUGGCAUAGCAAGAAACAAAAUUGUGUUGCCUUGUCAGCUACUAAAGCAGAGUAUUUACCUGUUGGAAGCUGUUGCACUCAAAUUCUCUAG